AUGCAGGCCAUUCCCAGGGCUGCGGUGCGCUCUGCUGCGCUCCGCAACGUCGCCAACCGCGCCUACAGCAGCUCGUCGUCCCCUUACUCCAAGACCAUUGAGAACCUGCGCAUCAACAGCGACACAAAGGUCAUCUUCCAGGGCUUCACCGGAAAGCAGGGAACUCUCAUCAUGCAGGCCAUUCCCAGGGCUGCGGUGCGCUCUGCUGCGCUCCGCAACGUCGCCAACCGCGCCUACAGCAGCUCGUCGUCCCCUUACUCCAAGACCAUUGAGAACCUGCGCAUCAACAGCGACACAAAGGUCAUCUUCCAGGGCUUCACCGGAAAGCAGGGAACUUUCCACGCCCAGCAGGCCAUCGAAUACGGCACCAAGGUCGUCGGUGGUACCAACCCCAAGAAGGCCGGCAGCACUCACCUUGACCUCCCUGUCUUCAAGAAUGUUAGCGAGGCCGUAAAGGAGACUGGCGCAACCGCCACUGCUCUUUUCGUUCCCCCACCCGUGGCUGCUGCUGGUAUCGAGGAGGCUCUCCAGGCCGAGAUUCCCCUUGUUGUCUGCAUCACUGAGGGUAUUCCUCAACACGACAUGGUUCGCAUCACCUCCAUGCUCAAGUCCCAGUCCAAGACUCGUCUCGUCGGCCCCAAUUGCCCCGGUAUCAUCGCACCCGGCCAGUGCAAGAUUGGCAUCAUGCCCGGCUUCAUCCACAAGCGCGGCCGCAUCGGCAUCGUCUCUCGAUCCGGUACCCUGACCUACGAGGCCGUCAACCAGACUACUCAGGCCGGACUUGGCCAGUCUCUCGUCGUUGGUAUCGGUGGCGAUCCCUUCAGCGGAACCAACUUCAUCGACUGCCUAAAGGUCUUUACUGAGGACGAGGACACCGACGGCAUCAUCAUGAUUGGUGAGAUUGGUGGCUCUGCCGAAGAGGAAGCCGCCGAGUUCCUGAAGCAGGCAAACACUGUUGGUGGCGGCAAGCCCGUCGUCAGCUUCAUCGCCGGUAUCUCUGCCCCCCCUGGCCGUCGCAUGGGCCACGCCGGUGCCAUUGUCGCUGGUGGCAAGGGCGGUGCUGACUCCAAGAUCAAGGCCCUCGAGGCCGCCGGCGUGAUUGUCGAGCGUUCACCUGCUGGUCUUGGCAAGGCUCUGUACGACGAGUUUGUCCGACGAGACCUGUUGUAA
This is a messenger RNA of Metarhizium acridum CQMa 102, 1170 nucleotides long. The record is from RefSeq and is a predicted model, not a curated record. NCBI's taxonomy places the organism in Eukaryota, Fungi, Ascomycota, Sordariomycetes, Hypocreales, Clavicipitaceae.